Messenger RNA from Candoia aspera, 3523 nucleotides. RefSeq names its product heterogeneous nuclear ribonucleoprotein U like 1 (gene HNRNPUL1). Bases 92 to 2596 code for a protein of 834 amino acids. The record is from RefSeq and is a predicted model, not a curated record. Gene Ontology annotation, molecular function: protein binding; RNA binding. The transcript is spliced from 15 exons. Lineage: Eukaryota; Metazoa; Chordata; Lepidosauria; Squamata; Candoiidae. Gene Ontology annotation, cellular component: nucleoplasm.
GGUUCGGCGAGAGCGGCCAUUUUGAGCCGAGCCCGGAACGGAGCCUCGAUGGCCGGGCAAUCGCGGGCCUGCGGCCGGGACUGAGCGCGCCAUGGACGUGCGGAGGCUGCGCGUCAGCGAGCUGAAGGAGGAGCUCGGCCGCCGUGGCCUCGACACCCGCGGGCUGAAGGUCGAGUUGGCCGGGCGGCUGCAUGCGGCGCUAGAAGCCGAGCAGGCCCGCGGAGCGCCGGGACUGGGCUCCGGCGGGGAGCCGCUCUCCGACGGACACUAUGGCAUCCGUGACAACACUCACCAAGACAACCUGCAAGGAUACCAGCCUUUUGAGCAUUUCAAUAUUAAACAGGAGAAUGAAUUGGGUUUUGAGCGGGCACCUCUAGGCCAAGAUCGAUCAGAAAUGAAGACAGAAUUAAAACAGGAGGAGUCAGCUCCCAGCCACAACAUAUCAGCAUCUGGUUACGCGGCGCCCCCCUCCAACUACAGUUCUUCCGGUUCUGGCUACGGUGCCUCUGCUUCAUUUUACAAUCCAUCCCCUUCCAUUUAUAACACCUCAGACUCCUCUCAGCCCUGGCAGCAGCAGCAGCAGCAGCAGCAAGGUCACAAGAGGUCAUUUGAGGAUUCACGGGGGCGCGGGUAUUAUGAAUAUCGCGAGGAUAAAAGGGGUCGAUCUCCUCAGCCACCUGCUGAAGAUGAUGAGGAUGAUUUUGAUGACUCGCUGGUGGCCAUUGAUACGUACAAUUGUGAUCUCCAUUACAAAGUUGCCCGUGACCGAUAUAGUGGCUACCCUCUGACCAUUGAAGGAUUUGCUUUCCUCUGGUCAGGCGCACGAGCGACAUACGGUGUGCGACGUGGAAGGGUGUGCUAUGAGAUGAAGGUCAACGAAGAGAUCUCUGUCAAACACCUUCCUCCCAGUGAACCAGAUCCCCACGUAGUGCGUAUCGGUUGGUCACUGGAUUCAUGUAGCACUCAGUUAGGCGAAGAGCUUUUCUCCUAUGGCUAUGGAGGUACUGGGAAGAAAUCCACCAACUGCAAGUUUGAAAAUUAUGGUGAAUCCUUUACUGAGAACGAUGUCAUCACUUGUCUUGUGGACUUCGAGUGCGGUGAUGAUGUUGAAAUGUCCUUCAUGAAGAACGGGAAGUGGCUAGGGGUGGCCUAUCGCCUGCGGAAGGAGAUUCUGGGAGGCCAGGCCCUUUUCCCCCAUGUCCUAGCGAAGAACUGUGCCAUCGAGUUCAACUUUGGCCAAAGGGAGGACACCUUCUUUCCAGUUCCACCAGGAUUCACCUUCAUCCAGCACCUUCCCCUGUCCGAACGAGUUCGGGGCACAAUUGGACCAAAGAGCAAAAAGGAAUGUGAAAUCUUGAUGAUGGUGGGGUUACCUGCCGCUGGGAAGACUACGUGGGCCAUUAAGCAUGCUGCAGCCAAUCCAGGCAAGAAGUAUAAUAUUUUGGGAACAAAUGCCAUUAUGGACAAAAUGAGGGUAAUGGGACUCCGACGGCAGCGCAAUUACGCUGGCCGCUGGGAUGUUCUCAUCCAGCAAGCGACACAGUGCCUGAACCGCCUGAUCCAGAUUGCAGCACGGAAGAAGCGGAACUACAUCCUGGACCAGACAAAUGUUUAUGGAUCUGCCCAGAGACGAAAAAUGCGCCCUUUUGAAGGUUUCCAACGCAAGGCUAUUGUAAUUUGUCCCACGGACGAGGAUUUAAAAGAUCGGACAAUAAAGCGGACGGAUGAAGAGGGGAAAGAUGUGCCCGAUCACGCAGUGUUAGAAAUGAAAGCCAAUUUCGCCCUGCCGGAAGCUGGCGAUUUCCUCGACUCGGUGAUCUACGUCGAGUUGCAGCGGGACGAGGCAGAGAAACUGGUGAGGCAGUACAACGAGGAGGGCAAGAAAGCGGGCCCGCCCACCGAAAAGCGUUUCGACAGUCGGGGCAGUGGGGGCGGCUUCCGCGGCCGAGGGGGCGGCGGCGGCGGAUUUCAGCGCUUUGAUAAUCGAGGCCCGCCCAUGGGCAACCGAGGCAGCUUCCAGAACCGAGGCGGUGGAAGCGGCAGCGGCAGCGGCGGUGGUACCGGUGGUGGUGGAGGCUUCAACCGAGGCGGCUACACCCAGAAUCGCUGGGGAAGUGGAAACCGAGACAACAACAACAACAGCCGGGGCAGCUACAACCAGAACAACCAGCAGCAGAGCAGCUACAGCCCGGCCCGGGACCAGAACCCGUACAAGGGCAGUGGCAUUGCCCCUGCCCCCCCGGCCCUGGCCCCGGCCCCUGCCACCAACCCCCCUCCAGGCUCAUACAGUCAAGGGCCACAGCAAAGCUACAGCCAGCCCUACAGCCCCCCCUCCAGCUACGGCCAGGGGGGCUACGGAGCUCCCAGUUACAACUAUGGAAGUUACGGCAGUUACAGCCAAAGUUACACCCAGCCUCCGCCGCCGCCGGCCCCCACCCCACCAGCCUACAAUCAGCCCAACUACAACCAGUACCAACAGUACACCCAGCAGUGGAACCAGUACUAUCAAAACCAGAGCCAGUGGCCUCCGUACUACAGCAGCUACGACUACGGGAGCUACACGGGCACCUCGCAGGGAGGCUCGAGCACGCAGUGAUCGCCUGGGGUCGUUCCCCCCCCUCCCACCGGGGAAGGGAGCAGCAAGUUCUUAACGAUGACGGGCAUUUCUGAGUCUCGAGGGAUCUGGGAGGGAAGUUGGUCGUCAAUGCCCUGGUUCCCUCUUCAUAGUUCUUGAGGAUGGUUGCAUUUUUACUUGUACAGCUAGGCAUGUUUCCCCACUUUGUACCAUCCCUCAUGAGGAAGUUACAUGGUUCCUUGUCUCUCCUUGUUGAAGACCAUUUUACCCCCCCCCCUUUAUUUUUUUAGAUUUCUUUUAUUCCAAAAGAAGCGAGCGUCUUCAACGUCAUACCCUUGUACUUUUUAGGCCAGGACCCAUCCAGGUAUCUAAACUUCCUACAGUAGUUAUGGGCAGCAUCGGAAGGGGUGUGGUCAGAAAAGUCAAGAGGGCAGUCACACUGCACAUAAAAAAAUCGGCGGAGCUUGGAUCACGUUGUCGUGGCCACCCUCUUGACCUUUUGGACCACGUCCUGCCAACCCUCCCAACUCUCUCUUUUCCACCCCACCUCACACAAUCUGCUAGUGACCCUAAAUUUCAGACAUUUUGGAAACUUCUUGCAGUUUGGCGUCACCUGUCUUUGAGGUGUUUUUAUCUGUCUUUUUUGCAAAUAACCAUUAAAACCGGAGAGGAGAAAACAUGGCUCUUAUGAUAAUUAUGAUUUUUUUUUAAAAAAUAUUUUUUCUGUAACUUUUUACUGUGGGUCAGUAGCUGUUAAUACCUUCAUCGAGAUAACAAUUCUUUUUGUUCAAUACAGGAGAGGAAAAAACAAACAAGGGGGGGAAAUCAUCUUAAAUGUGUAACUUUUUAUACAAUGUUUCAGUUUCUGUAACUCUGAACCUGCUUUGUGUUGAGUUGAAUUGUAACAGCUUUUUGUAUUUGAAGAAAAAGAAUGAAUAUUGAACUUUA